CAGCAUCCAGAGUCUAACCUUUCCAUCUACCCGGAUAUAAACACAAAAUUAUUUCUCAAAAGACUUUUAUUUAUGGCAGCUGUGAAGAGUCAACUUACAAGAAAUCACUUCGAUAUAUCAUCGCUCUCUCUCAAGAUUUAGCCUUCAUAGCCCAAAAGUUGAUCUGCUUUUUUGCUCAGAUUCUCACAAAGUUUCGAUCUUUACUGCUUUUGGGAUCCAAAGUCUCAAUCUCUAACUCCAUUUCUUUCAAGAUUUUUCAAAUCUCGAGAUGGGUUGUUGCGGUAGCAAAGGAAAUGCUCCAACACCAGAUGUUAAUGGUUAUAGAGGACCAGCAACUGGAUAUCCUAGGCAAACCAAUCAACAACAACAACCUCAAUAUCAUCCAAGCCAACAGAAAGUCACAGUCCCUCAAAUUCAGACACAAACCCCACCAACAAGACCUCAACAGACACAACAACAAACCCCAACAAGGCCAGCUCCUGAUACUAUACUUGGCAAGCCUUUUGAAGACAUCAAGCAACACUAUACUCUUGGAAAAGAAUUGGGUAGAGGUCAGUUUGGUGUUACUUAUUUGUGCACAGAGAAUUCAACUAGUCAUACUUAUGCUUGCAAGUCAAUAUUGAAGAGGAAGUUAGUGAAUAAGAAUGAUAAAGAGGAUAUGAAAAGAGAGGUUCAUAUCAUGCAGGACUUGUCAGGGCAGCCAAAUAUUGUUGAAUUUAGAGGGGCUUAUGAGGAUAGGCAAUCUGUGCAUCUUGUUAUGGAGCUUUGUGCAGGGGGGGAGCUUUUCGAUCGGAUUAUAGCAAAAGGGCAUUAUUCAGAGAGAGAUGCUGCUAAGAUUUGUAGGGAGAUAGUGAAUGUGGUACAUGCUUGUCAUUUUAUGGGAGUGAUGCAUAGAGAUCUCAAGCCUGAGAAUUUCUUGCUGUCUAGCAAAGCUGAGGGUGCUAAACUGAAGGCAACUGAUUUUGGGUUGUCUGUGUUCAUUGAGGAAGGUAAAGUUUACCGUGAUAUAGUGGGCAGUGCAUAUUAUGUUGCUCCUGAAGUAUUGCGCCGUAGUUAUGGAAAGGAAAUAGACAUCUGGAGUGCAGGAGUUAUUUUGUAUAUUCUACUCAGUGGAGUACCUCCCUUUUGGGCUGAAAAUGAAAAGGGAAUAUUUGAUGCCAUUCUACAAGGAGACAUUGACUUUGAAAGUGACCCAUGGCCUUCAAUAUCUAACAGUGCAAAAGAUCUUGUCAGGAGGAUGUUGACUCAGGAUCCUAAAAAGCGAAUCACUUCUACACAAGUUCUUGAGCAUCCAUGGAUUAAGGAAGGAGGUGCUGACAAGCCAUUAGAUAGUGCUGUUCUCUCUAGAAUGAAACAAUUCAGGGCAAUGAAUAAGCUUAAGAAGCUUGCUUUGAAGGUUAUUGCUGAAAAUCUUUCUGAAGAAGAAAUUAAAGGUCUUAAAACAAUGUUCACAAACAUGGACACUGACAAGAGUGGCACCAUCACCUAUGAAGAACUGAAGACAGGUUUGGCUCGACUCGGGUCAAAGCUCUCUGAAGCUGAAGUAAAGCAACUCAUGGAAGCUGCUGAUGUGGAUGGAAAUGGAUCUAUUGACUACAUUGAGUUUAUCUCUGCUACUAUGCAUAGAUAUAAGUUAGAAAGAGAUGAACACCUAUACAAAGCAUUUCAGUACUUUGAUAAGGACAGCAGUGGGUAUAUAACAAGGGAUGAGUUAGAAUCGGCAAUGAAGGAAUAUGGAAUGGGAGAUGAAGCCACCAUAAAGGAAAUAAUUGCCGAGGUGGAUGCAGAUAAUGAUGGGAAGAUCAACUACGAAGAAUUCUGUGCAAUGAUGAGAAGUGGAACUCAGCAUGCAGGAAAGCUUUUUUAAUUCCAAAGGUGAGUGCAGAACUAUUACCUAAAAGAGUUUACAAGAACCAAAGCAAUCUCACUGAGAACGCAGGGAUACACUGUCCAGUCCCACAUUUUGAAUCUGAAAAAUGGCACUUUGAGCACAAGUUUGGAUUGCUUGGAUUUGAGCUGUAAUGUUUGUGCAUAUCUAGUAUUUUGUUUGUUCUAUUUUCUGGUUCCCUUUUAACUCACUCUGAUUUUUUUUUUCCAAUGAGAUAUCGAAUAAUCUUUUGACAAAUUAUGGUGCAUAAUGAAUAAGCUCUCGUGCUAUUUUCUU
Molecule: messenger RNA, 2164 nt
Organism: Populus trichocarpa (black cottonwood)
Lineage: Eukaryota; Viridiplantae; Streptophyta; Magnoliopsida; Malpighiales; Salicaceae
Product: calcium-dependent protein kinase
Exons: 8
Coding region: 269-1867 (532 amino acids)
Biological process (GO): peptidyl-serine phosphorylation; intracellular signal transduction; protein autophosphorylation
Cellular component (GO): cytoplasm; nucleus
Molecular function (GO): calcium ion binding; ATP binding; calmodulin binding
Source: RefSeq, a predicted model, not a curated record